CACUAGUUUAUUUCAACCGCUCCAACACUCUCCUCUCGUGCAGCGGCCGCUCCGCUGUCCGUGCGCCCCCAGAAGUCAACGCAGCACGCAGUGCAGCCUCGUUAACGGCGAGGAGCUUCUGGACCUUUUUCGCGCUCUAGUUUCCGCUUCAUCUCGCGCGCCGACGAUGGAUCGCCUCGCGACGGAAGAAAUCGUUUCACUCGCAAUCCGGAUGAUCCAGUCGAUGAUGAAAUCGGUCGCCACGCCGCGGCUAGUUCUCGAUAUCUAAUCGUUUCAACGCAUCUGAAGAGUCGGAGCGAGACACGAGACACGGCCGGCUGAUCGUGAGUGUGUGCGCGUCAUGUGCGAUCGAAGAGUAUAAGUAUCGGCGACUUUCCUCGAUCGGAACUGCCGGUUUCCUUUGUACGCGUUUCUCCUUUCCGUCUCUUCCUGUGGGUCACGAAAUCUUCCAACGAAGCCGUCGAUUUCCCUUUAAUUGCGCUCUACCACGCGUUGAAUUGCUUCUCGCGUUGAGUAAAAACUUAUCAUUAUUUAUAAAAUUGUUCAGACUCGUAUUUUUAACUAGAUACUCAAUGCUAAAUAUGGCAACGUGGGGUUAAUUUAUCUAGAACUAUUUACUUAGCGCUAAACUAUUCCAAUAAUUGGAAUUCAUUAGUUCCACUUAGCAAUUAUUUAUCGAAAUCUAAACUGCGAUUCUACAUGAAAAAUAGAAGUAGUUUAUCAACGUGUAUAUUUUUCCUGAUACGUUUUCCGCAUAUCUUCUUGCUUCUUUUAAGACGAUGAAUCGACGAGGAAUACCGUUCUUUGCCUUGCGAAGGGCAAAAAGAUUAAGACAGAGGAUUGAUUGAGCACGCAUUUCCGGUUAACGCAAAGCGUGUUCCGUCGCAAUCGGAAACAAGGAGGGAGUGUAUACGCGGCGCGGCGUCGCGCCAGUUCAUCAUCCGGCGAUUCCGGAUCCGAUCGAUCCCGAUGGUUAUCCGCGUAUCGAAGGGAACGCGAUAACUGACUUCCGAGGGAAAGCCAUUCGCGAAAGAAGCGUGACGCGCGAGUACACGAGUGCCCGUUAACGACACGCACGUGUCGCACAGUCGCGUUACGGCUCUCCACGAGUUUGCGAAAUGCACGACGCGACGUGAGACAUCGUGCGUGUGGGCCGCGCGAGCGGGCAGCUGCGUAUACAACUAUAAAUGGCAACGGCGAGACGUUGACACGUGCGAUAUAUCAUGGGGGUGAUGGAUCAAACGCGAAGGGGAAGGGAAGUCAAAGUCUUUCGCGAUUCGGAGCAGAGCGGUGAACCUCGCGACGGCAAGUGUUCGCGCCGAAGUCUCGGAAACGCGCGCGGCAGAUUUUCUCAUCUUCGUCUGAUCGGAGAAGAGAGAAUCGGAUAAAACUCCUUCGCCUCUCGCGAGUAUGCUCGCUACAAUCAACUGCUGUCAGCUGAAUGCACGCCGAUCAUACUGAAAUUGAAUGUUGUCCCGCGGUUGUCCGCGAAACUCGUGCCAGUUUCUAUUCGUAUCUUCUAGGAUUGUAGCAAGCAACGAUUGUGAAGAGUGCACAAUAUUGAAAUAAUUCCAAAUAACAUUUGUCACGUGUCUAUGUGAUCGUUGCACAUAUACACACGCGUUCUAUGAGAGAAUUAUAUUAAUAAAAAUCGUGAAAAGUUAUUCCACUGUGAAUUCCACCUGCCUUCGAAUGCGACGUGAAAAUGAUUAAUCACCCCAACUGUUUUGACUGAUAUAUAUCUGCCGGAUCGAAUUGAUGAAUCAUGGUCAAAAAGAUGAAAAUCUCUAUUACAGAAUUAUUGCACAUGUUGAAACGUAUUAUUCGUUUUCGAAAACGGUGGCAUCACGUGAGGACAUUUUUCACCCGGACCACGUGAUCUUGGAGCUAUUGAUUAUCGCGCGGUGCCGUGUCUCAGGGACGAAGAGAAGAUACUCUCCGGCGCGGCGCGCGGUGGCGCGGCACGGCGACGGAAGGACAAGAUGCGAUGCACUUGAUUAGAACGCGCGACUAAUUGCACUUGCGGCAACUCGCACGACGCAUCGAAGGGUGAAGACGGGAGGAAGAGGAGGGAGGGUGCGGCGUGUCGAGGAUCCUUGUGGAUCGCGGUGGCGGUGGUGGCGGCUGAAAUGCCAGAGGGACAUUUUGAAAAUCUUUGGUUCAGCGCAUGCGUCCCGUGCCCUCGCGACGUCCGAUGGUACACGAUGGAGCCGUCGUCGCCGUCGCCUCCAAGCCGUUGUCGCUAGAAGAAACGGUCCGCACGGUGCGUGUCCGGGAGGAAUUAUAUACGCACUUCCCAAGUCAUCAUGGAAUUCGACGAAUCGGUGCCGAUCGGAUCGACGAGUAAUCAGUGAUAAUCAGUGUGUUGUCGUCGGCUCUCCUACGGGGGCUACGGGACGAGCAGCCGUCCGCUCUCGUCUCGAUAGGAUCGAUAGCGGGACAGAUCUUUCCAGAGAAGAGAGAUAGAGAAAGAAAGGAGCGCCACUUGUUCAAGAGAGUGUUCGAUCAAUUUUUCAAUGCGCGUUUCACGUCGAUAUCGGAGCCGACGGACGAUCCUUAAACGAGUGAAUGUUUCAUGAGACUGAAUUCGAGACGCAGCGAGAGAUGCCGGGUGAAAAUCGCGACCAGCUGUCGAGAAGCGGAGACGCAGGAGGUGAAGGAAGGGGAUGCGGUAGCGGCGGAAGUGCUCCAGGACACCGAGAGACCCCGAGAGGCGGCGGCGGCGAGCUAGAUCCUCGUAACCGUGGUAAACCAACCGCGACGAUGAUCCCGCUUCCCCGCACCGGCCAGUUCGCGUCCGCCUCGCAAAAUCAGAAGAUCGCCAAAACGGAGAAAAAUCGACAGAGACUGAUUAUGGAGAGCCGCGGCACCGUCGCCGCUGCCGUCGACGUCUUCGACAAGGAGCGGAGAAUCGGCAUACGGGAGGAAGAGACGCAGCAGACGAAUUGGCGAUUAUCAGCUGCCAACUGUUCGGCUAGCGCGCGAUUUGCCGAGGAUUUCAGCGAUUCGCAUCGAGGUGAAAAGGAGAACGCGGAAUCCCGCCGGGAUAGACUGCGCGCGACGGAGGGUCGCGUGUCGUUGUGCGGCUCGUCGGCGGUAGCGGCGGCGACGGCGACGGCGACGGCGGCGGGUAUUGGGGUGGAAGGCGUCGCCGGCGCGUGGAGCGCACAGAGAGGACGGCAGUCGCCGCCGCCACCCCUGGCAUCGCGCAGGCUGGACUCGGCCUCUGACGCCGCAGCAGCGUCGUUCAACCCCGUCGCCGCCGCCGCCGCCGCCACGCAGAGAUGCGCCGCUGCGAAGGGCGCCGCCGCCGUCGAUGCCGCAGCGCCGAGGCCGCCGCGUAUUUAUCUGGAUUCUCCUCUCGUCGCUGAGACCAGCAAAGAGGAUGCUAUGGAGCCGGAGACCAAGGAGGAGGACGAACGACGCUCGUCAACGCCGAGUCCCGAGUUCUACCUGAGGAGGAGUAAACAUUACAAUGAGGAUGGCAGCAGCGAGGAAGAAGCUAAGCAGGAUAGUGUUUUUCUGCCUAGCCACAGGCUACCAUCUUCGUAUCGCGGAACGUGGCCCAUCAGAAGAGAUGUAUGGGCUAAUCAACAGAUUGGCUUUCCGGCUCAGCAGAGCACAUCACUCGCUACACACAAUGAUGUGGCCAGCGUGAUGAGUUUCUCAUCGUCGUCGAACUCCGCGGUUCUCGGGGCUAACUCCGCGGAGCUGCAGGGCCAUCGACGAUUAGGUGCCAAGGUAGACGUGGUGUACAAUCUCCUGGGUAUGCUCGAGAAGAACGGCCGGGAUGAUAUGAGCACGACUCUGCUCUCUAUGAGCACCUCUAUAGACAGCUGCUUAGUGAUGAGACAAUCCGGAUGCCUGCCAUUACUGGUACAACUGAUCCAUGCGCCCGGACAGAGUCCUGACACUCGAGACAGAGCCAUGCAGGCGUUGCACAACGUGGUGCACGCCAAGAGCGACGAAAGAGCCGGUCGCCGGGAGGCGCGGGUGCUUCGAUUCCUCGAGCAGCUGCGUGACUAUUGUCAGAGUCUGAGGAUGUCCCUGGAACGGGAUCAGUCAGCGGAUGACCUCGAGAGGGGACAUCCCGCGGCGACAAUAGCCGCGCUUAUGAAAUUAUCCUUCGACGAGGCCCAUCGCCACGCGAUGUGUCAGCUGGGCGGCCUCCACGCGGUCGCGGAACUCAUCGAGAUGGAUCACUUGGCCCAUGGCAGCGAGAGCGACGAUCAGAACUGCAUCACGUUAAGACGGUACGCGGGAAUGGCGUUGACCAACUUGACCUUCGGUGACGGCAAUAAUAAAGCGCUGCUCUGCUCCUUCAAAGAAUUCAUGAAGGCGUUAGUUUCACAACUGAAAAGUCCGAGCGACGAUCUCAGGCAAGUAACGGCCAGCGUCCUGAGGAAUUUGUCCUGGCGCGCCGACAGCAGCAGCAAGCAGACUCUGAGAGAAGUGGGUGCGGUGACAGGCUUGAUGAAAGCCGCUAUGGAAGGUCGCAAGGAAUCCACCCUCAAAUCAAUCCUGUCCGCUCUGUGGAACUUGUCGGCUCACUGCAGCACGAACAAAGUGGAUAUCUGUGCCGUGGACGGCGCGCUGGCCUUUCUCGUGGACAUGCUAAGUUACAAGGCGCCAUCUAAGACGCUUGCGAUCGUCGAAAACGCCGGCGGUAUUCUGAGAAAUGUAUCGAGCCACGUAGCGGUGCGAGAGGAUUAUCGAGCUACCGUGAGAGAGAGAGGCUGUUUGCAAGUUCUCCUACAGCAGCUGAGAUCACCCAGUCUGACGGUGGUCAGCAAUGCCUGCGGAGCACUCUGGAACCUGUCCGCGCGGUGUCCUCAGGAUCAACGUCUUCUUUGGGACCUAGGGGCCGUGCCGAUGCUGCGUAGUCUCGUUCAUUCCAAGCAUAAAAUGAUCUCAAUGGGUUCUAGCGCGGCCUUGAAGAAUCUAUUGAGUGCCAGACCCGGCUGCAACAAUCUCGUCCACUUGGACUCCACCGCUCGCGGACUGGGGCUGUCGACCUUGCCGAGCCUGGUUGCCCGCAGGCAACGGGCUCUGGAGCAGGAGAUUGAUCAGAAUCUGGCCGAAACGUGCGACAAUAUCGAACCGAGCACGUCGCCGACUAACAAAGACGACAAAUUCACAUUCAAGCUCGAUCACAGUCUCCUCGGCAUCAGUGCUCAUGGCCUGCGUUCUUAUCAGUUGCACAGUCAACCCAGCACAUCCACCGCCAAAUGCAACGGAGUCGCCAGGAGUGAGAGUAGAGACUCGAUGCGUUCUGUGACAAGUACGCAUUCCGACACGAUGUUUGAACGAAUAAAUCGUCAUGUUCUGAACGGGAUAUCGCCUACCGACUCGCAGAUCAAACAACAAUCCUCAUCGUUGCAUUCCACUAUCGGAUUCGGUAAUAACGGCGUAUGUAGCGACACGAAAGUCACCUCCUCCGAAAGGAAAUAUACCUUGCGUUACAAAAAUGCAAUACCGGAACAAUUAGGACCGUCCGACGUUUUCGAUAUAAACGAGCUGAGAUGCACAAAUUCUACCAUAUCAUGGGCUGCAGUGCCUAAUCAAGAACCCUCUCAAACCUCGUUGCACUCUUCCAUCGAGAACAACAUGUCUCUGAUCGAUCAGAGCGUGUCAUCCUCGUCUAAGGCUGGUAGCCAGUCUAGCGUCUCCGAAGAGGUCGAAGCGACUGUUCGCGUUAAAUCGGAUUAUCGACGAACAACCGCAAACACGACCGUCGAUAGUUCGAAUCCGACCUCCUAUUUAUCUGACAUUUCUCCUAUAAAAGAAAGUGCGAGUAAGGUCCUUUUGCGUCAUCAUGAUAUUGAUACUGCCCUAAACAGUAUUCAGAAAACAAUAUCACCUGCAACGAUUGUUCCCAGUCCGGACGAUAAUUUAUUCGGCAAUUACGCCGAAACGGAUUUGGAUCAACCAACCGACUAUAGUCUGCGCUACGGCGAGCAAACUAUAGACGACGAGAAACAACAUUCCGAUUUCUUUUCGGGCAAUGGUCAAGGACUCCUGCAUGAGGACACAGUCAGAACUUACUACACAGAGGGAACACCACGCGAGACGUCCCUGAACUCGUCCAGGGCCACUUCCGCUUCCGAUCUACAGGACGAUAGCCGUAUAAGGAGCUCAUCGAAGAAAUUACCGGAACGAUAUAAGGCGAGGCAUGUGGAGGACACCAGUGAAUGCAAAGCAUUGUCCUUGACAGACGUACCAAAACUGAACGACUUUACCGAAUCUGAAACGGAUUUGAAUUUACGAGACGUGACACAUCUUACGGACGAUGAGAGCGCGAAUCGUUCGUUACCGUACCUUGAGGAAAAUUUGGGCAGCAAGCAUCUCAAAGGCAAUCGAGAAGACGCAAGCAUGCAAAGUCAUUCAAGUGUAAGAACGACGCCAAUUUCGAUGGUAUUAGGAAAUUCUGAAUAUAAUGACGAUCAUGAUGGGGAGUCCAGCUCUAGGAUUAAUAGUCAAGACUCUAAGUCAAAUACGUGCAAAAUAAAUACAAAUUUACCAGCGAGUGACAUUGAACUUUCAUCUAACAGCACUGGUUUAAAGACUUCUAAUAACGAUUCAGGAUAUCAAGUUAGCGACGGAGACGAGGAUGACGAGGAUUUAUUAGCCGCUUGUAUUAACAUUGGAAUGCAAAAUAAUCGGCAUAGACAUUCCUUCGUAGGAAAUAAUCUCGAAAAACUUCCUCGAUCAGAAACUAAUCUGACUCGAUAUCAAACUAAUCUUGCUUUGGAUCAAGUAGAGCAUAAAGGAACUGUAGUGCCCAAUAGUUCAUUGUUUAAUAUAAAAUAUGCAGAAUCUCAUGGAACCACAGCUGAAAACGUUUUGACAAAGGAAAAUAGAAAAGAUGAGAAGGAUAAUAACGAAAAACUAUCUAAAAGAAAUAUUCAGCUAGAAACGAUCACGGCAACAACAAACGUGAAUGACAAAUACACGCAUAAUGAGAAAUCAAGUAACAUUAUGGCUAUGAAAACAGUAAAUGAUAAUAAUCACAGCAAUAAUUUCUCAGAAGGGGCAAUAUCUGUAUUACAGAAAUCUAAUGUAUCCUUAGAUAAAAACAUUUCUAAUGAUUUUAUCGUAACUGAUGAAUGCAGCACAGAUCCAAAGGGCUCCAUUAGAGUAGAAGCAAUAACUGAUGUUCGGCUUACGGAUAUAUCGUCUAUGAAGCAAUCAAAAGAUUCCGAAAGUAGCGAGUCGAUCGACUCAGUCGAGCAGUCCGAACAUGCGCUUUUAGAACUAUGCAUUCAACCCGGUAUAAAGUCUGAAGGCAAUAUCGCUUUCAACCAAAGUAACGCAGAUUACGUUAAGUCGCAGCUAGAGUUAUAUAACAAACAAUUAGACUUCAUAAAAGGAAGAAAUAACGAUGAAACCGAGAUUGACGGUAACAUGAAUGGAAAACCGGAAGCAACCUUCGAAAUCGUGAGGACCUCGGAUGUUUUGCAUCGUGACAGCGCGGAGAAGCAUAUAAAAGAAGAGACAUAUAGACGGCAGAGAGAUCCCGAUGCUAUGAUCGCUUCGUUAGAUCGAUUGACAGCAACGUUGGUUCAGCAAACUGAAGCGAUACGUGAACGAGACUCUGGUACGAUGAAGCAAAGUCUGACGUGCGACACGUGGAAUGAGGAUUCGCCCAAUGACGUUUCCUUCCCCAGUAUCAGCAUGAGUGCACCGUUAGUCGCUUCGUUCAACAGCGAUGCGCAGGAAGAUCAGCGUACGACCAUAUCGGAGAAUAACGAGCAGAUCAACAUGACAGAGUCGAAAAUCAUCCAGCGCGAGGCUAUCAAGCUAGCGGAAGCGGUGGAUGCAGAGGCGAACAAUCAGAAUGAGCUCGAAACAACGAAUCUGACGAUUAUUGACCUCGAAGCGAUCAAACCGCCGUCUUCGAUGGGAAGUUUACUUUCAUUGACGGCAAGCUACGCUGGCACUGCUGACAACACUGCUGAAACAUUCAUUAACCGGGACAGAUGUUAUUCCACGUCGUUGCCACCGGCACCGAUGAGAAGUUCCAACGAUCCUCGCAACGUGCGGAAAAAGUCUUUGCCGAUCGGCGUAGUAGCUAAGCGAGCCCUGGGCCAAAACCAGAGUCACACGACUAGUUUGGAAAAUUUACUAAACGAAUGCACCAGCACGCACUUGGAAAACGUCAAACCACCGUCCAUGAUGGAUGAACUGCCGGAUGUAGGUGAUAUGGAGAACAGCAUGUUGAGUGUGGCUAGCAUCACGUCGGAGAUCGCGGAUUCGAAGGAGCAAGAUUCGCACAGUUUAACCGGCAGCGACCCAGUGGUGUUCGAGAUGCUGAAGCCGGUCGCAAAUGUACUGUCUAUGACAUGCAUGCGUUAUGUUGAGGGUAUGCAGAGUAGCGCGAGUAACAGUCUGAGCGAAUGCUUGGAGAAUAUCAAUCCACCGUCCUUGUUCAACGAGGUGACUGAGAUGGAUGAGUCCACCAUGGAGGCGACUACCGACACCAUGUGCAGUGACACCCUGUGCAUAGAUAUGGAUUUACAUACCGAUGAAGCAGUGCACUCGAUCGUGGCAGAAGUGAUCGACGAAGCGGAGAACGAUACCGAUGAGGCGGCCACUCCAAUCUCGUCCGAGUAUUGCGUCAGUAGCUCAGCGGAAUCGACGCCGAAGAGGCGACCGCACUCGAGGAGCUACUUGACCCCGAAGCAAAAACGAAACUUGGCGAAAGAGAGGUACAAGACAUAUACCAUUGCCGCAGAGAUUGUCAAGAAAGAAGAGGAAGAACGCCGGAGGCAAGACGGUAUUAUCAACGAUGCCGUGGGUGGUAGAAUUUCACGCGGAAAGUGUUCUCCCUUCUCAAAAUUGACACCAAAGCAACGCAGACAAGAGAAUAGAGCGAGAUUCCAGACGCAAGUGCUGGAGAAUCCAUUCCCGGAUCUGAAUGUAGCCCAAACUAAGGAUGUAGCGGCGCACAAGAUGACCAUUGAAGAUACUGUCGAGAAACAGGAAUCUACGUCCUCCAUCAAAUCCUCGAUCCCUACGCUCACAAAGCUGCCUAUGUGCAAGACUGUGAGAAGAAAACGCGGGGAUUCGCAGGAGAACAAGGAGAGAUAUCGCACAAGGACGUUGAACGAUUCGGAAACUGUCUUCAAGGAGAGAAAUCCUGCUUUGAGCAUCGGCAUGACGGAAGAGGGACAAGCAAGCGCGCAAGGAUACGCGCGGGAAGAAAUUCAAAACAUGCUACAACAAAAUGCCACCAUUGUGCUGAACACUCUGAACGAGUCAAGUAAAGCUAAUGAUUCGACUGGAGACGACAUUCUGCGUUGCGAGACCAUCACUUUGGCGUCGAAUGAUCCUGAGUCAGAUCGUAAUCUAAGAAUGUGUCUCAUUAACGGGCUUUCAAAGAAGCUGAUAGGUACGCAAUACGUUAACAACGCCCAAACUUCCACGACAAACAUUGACAGUGAGGAAUUAGAAGGUGAACACGUAGAAGUUACUUACAAGAAUCUGGGCUCGACGCACCCAGCUGAUUCAAGCAGCGACGAAGAGUCCAAUUGCGCCGAUGAGGGACAAGAACCCAGGGAGACGAAAAGGCCGCGGAUAAUCAAACCGGGAAUGCCAGGUCGAGAUCCGAGCGCGGAUUCCAACGGGACGGAUAAAUCUGAGCCGGAAAGCCCGAAGGCUAUUCGAGGACGAAGAAAGGCGCUCUACUCUAACCCAAUAACGCGAAAGCCGACUCCGCAAUCUUCGCCGUUGAAGCAAAUGAACCCUGUCAGCGGGAUACCGAUAGGUCGCAGCAACACUUCGCCCAUUGUUAGAGCUACUAGAGCCACCACAUUGCGACAGAGUAACAAUAGUACGACGAUUGCUGCGAAAGACUCUCCAAAGUCUAACACAAGCCCGAAGAGGAUAUCACCUUCCGUGGAUGCAGAGAAGAAGACACGAAAUUUAACUGUGUCCAAGAGAGCCUCCGUACCUCAAAAGGGAUCUAUGUUGACUUUCACGAAAUCCACUAAGCGUCACAGUACACCCUCAGCUUGCUCAUCUAACUAUCAGAACGACAGCAGACCGCCAGAGGUCCCGAUUAAGCUGUUGGAGCGUCAAGGAACUUUUACGAAGGAUGAGCCGGAGGUGGAGAAUGCCCCGACGGUGCAUUCUACGUCCGCUUCUCCGAUAAAGACCAAGAUCGCCAAACCGAUCAAAGGUGCUUCGUCAAAAAUAUAUCCUGCAGCGGGAAAAUCCAAAAUCUCCGUGAAAACACAUCAAGAGUAUCAGCCAAAAAUGAUGACGGCCAACAGCUCCGAAAAGAUGCAACCGUCUAAAGGAUUAUUAAUGCUGUCGAAGAAAAUAUCAUCGGAAAAAAUAGGCGUGCCAACGAAAGUCCUUAACGGUAACGCGCUCCAGAACGAUAAGACCGUUCGGAGGGUCGAUCCACUGGGACAACGAUCUAACAGCAACUCCAGCAUAGUCUCUACGUCGUCUAUGAGCGUACAAAAUCGUAAGUUGACGAAGGAGGCAACGAGUAAGAUUGCGAGUCUUUGGAAAAAGGUCGAGGAGAGCAAGAAUAGGCAGCGUUUCGAAAAGCCGGAUACCAGGCAAUGGAUAAGGCCCACCAAUAGCGCCACCGAAGUAGACACUGCAACCGCAGCUGUCACGUUCGAUAACCCGCCGGCGUACAGACUGUUCCGCAGUUCCACGUUCGAGGGGAUUUCUCAGGAGGACAGCAGCAACGGUGAUAUGUUGCCAUACAAAUCCAAAUCCAACCGACCGCCGGUUUUAAGCACACAGGUUGGACUUGGCGGAUCCAAAUACAGGAACUCCUGCGACUUGACGGGCAUGAAUGCCCACGAGGCACCUUGCAAAAUCCCGGUGAAAUCCUCCGAGACGUACAAGCGGGAGAUGACGCAGUUGGGUGAUAUCCUGGUGACCAUGAGGAAACAACCGAGCGUCGAUCUCGCGGCGGAAGUGGAUCCCACCAAGAGAAUAUCCAGGCUUGGUUCCUUCAUCCGCGUGGACCCAACGAUGGCAGCAGUGGAGAACAGCGGUAGCGGCAUGCGAACGGCAGCUUCGGCGAUCGUACCGCCCUUCAAUUACAAUCCAAAGCCAGACAUUCCAUUGCAAGCGGCCAAAACCAAAUCGGACGAGGAUCAGGGUAAAUUCGAGACGACGGAUUGCCACGCGGAAAUAGCCACGGGGUCCACUCGGGUAACGACGGUAUAGGGAGACGAAUCCUCUAAAUAAAGCGUGAAUAAGUUCUGUAAUAAUCGUCUCCUCUUCGUUCCUGGCUAGUCAUUGUGUAUAUUCGCUUGCUAUAAUACAUUUGCCUGCACACAUUCGUCACAUGUGAUAUGCAUUACAUUAAGUAGAUAAUUUUAAUCAUUUCUUCCUUUAUGUUUUGUUAUGUACGGCGUAUAUGCUUCGGAGCACAUACAAGUCCUUUAAUAUUUUACCCAAAAUAUAAAAAAUAAUUAUGGUAAUAUCCAUAAUCUCAUAGGCAUCGCGAUGCCAACCUCUUCAAUAACGACAAAACCGUGUGAAAUAUUAAUAGGAAAUCUCAAGACCAUUCCUGUCCAUUUUGUCUGUUGUAUAUAUACAUGAUAUUUAGAAUAAUUCAGAGUUUGAAAAAGAGAGAACCAGUCGAAAAUUUAGUACGUAGCGGUGAUUCUGAUCGGUUAUUUAUUCAAUUUUGUAUAUAUAUAUAUGUCGAUAUAUAACGUGAGUGAAGGAUGUAGAAAGUUUUAGUAGCACGUGUUUAAACCUGUGUACGAUGUGUAGCACGAUGUGCUGGUGAUGCAUUGCUAGUGAUACAUCUUCGUAUUCGAGGUUGAGAAAUCGGGGAGAGACGAGGCGAUCUGUAUUUUAUUUUCUUCAUAUUAAUCGAUUCGUAUCAUCUCUCACAAACGGAUACAAAGUCUAAUUAUUUUUUGAAGACUGAUAAAGUAAGGCGAUGAAGAUCUGGAAUAAGCGUCUUCGAUCGAAAAUUAAUCAUAAUGAGGAAGUACCGUUUAUAUCGACUGUAAAUGUAGAGCGGUCUAAUUGUAAGUAGUUGGCUAAAAACAGCAUUACAAUAACGGGACAAAAAUUUUAUAAGCAUUACCUUAAGUUCUAGUCUACAGGCAAUAUGUCGUCUAUUUUCGUCACAUAUUACAUGUAUUAUGAAUAUUUGUUUUGCUUGUAAGCAGUGUCUAUCAAAAUCGAUCCCCUUCGUGAAAGUAAAUGUAUUACUAAAGGGGUGUACAGAUCAGUGAGAUCAGAUAUAGAUCUGAGAUCAAAAUGCUAUAUGUUUAAUUAUUAUUUAACAUUAUUUUUGUCUUUCAUCGAAGACUUUAUUGCAGACGAGCAGCUGCAAAAUUAUUUUAUUAUUUUUACUUUUGUUUUUAAUUUUAUCCUUGAUCUCUUAUCUUUUAUAACAUGUCAAUUUUCCUUCUGCGUGAGAAUUAAAUUGUCAUCGAACUCUUAUCAGAAGGAGAUUUUAAGGACAUCCGUGACUUUCUGCGAGUCGCGAUGGUGACUCCAGAAGUAUAAGCCCAAUGCGAUCUUAGUGGUAGCGUCAAUCGGCCGAUGAGGGCGAUAAGCAUUUUCCUCAAAGUUUAUAUAUUUAGUCGGCGCGACCAGGAGCUCGCGAGAAAGCGCGUUGCCUACGUGCGGCUAAUUAGUGUGGUACCGAGCUGCCAUCUUGAUAGGGACACACGCGACCAUCACACAAGAUCAGCUAGAAUCUAUUAUAUUUAUUAAUUUAAUCGAAAAGUCUCUUGUGUAAACGAUCUUACCCUGUUCCAGUUCGAGUUAAUUAGAUUUAACUCCGUCAACUUGGAAACAUCAGGGUAUCCUUACGUUGUUUGAUCUGUACACCAUUCUACGUAGUCUGUACGCUAUUCUUGUAAUUUCUUGUUUUGUAACAUUAUUUUCACUUUACUCUAGGUUUUAAGAAUAACUUUUGUUACAUAUCGCCUUUUUUAAAUUUGUCAGAUAUCUUUAUAGUUUGUACAUUAUUACUUGCAGUACAAUAAAAUUUAUAGCUAAGUAUAUCCCUCCCGUCUUUAUCAUAAUCUAAACUCGAAAGAAAUGUGUCAUCGGUUGUUUGCAACUAAUAAACAGAAUAAAUGUAGCAGAUAAAAAAUA
Temnothorax curvispinosus is the source of this 13098-nucleotide messenger RNA. RefSeq lists its product as uncharacterized. Gene Ontology annotation, cellular component: beta-catenin destruction complex; catenin complex; cytoplasmic microtubule. Gene Ontology annotation, biological process: Wnt signaling pathway; positive regulation of protein catabolic process; pattern specification process. The record is from RefSeq and is a predicted model, not a curated record. The coding region runs from base 2569 to 11196 and encodes 2875 amino acids. The transcript is spliced from 9 exons. Gene Ontology annotation, molecular function: gamma-catenin binding; beta-catenin binding; microtubule binding. NCBI's taxonomy places the organism in Eukaryota, Metazoa, Arthropoda, Insecta, Hymenoptera, Formicidae.